Molecule: messenger RNA, 1135 nt
Organism: Drosophila simulans
Lineage: Eukaryota; Metazoa; Arthropoda; Insecta; Diptera; Drosophilidae
Exons: 1
Coding region: 56-1054 (332 amino acids)
Source: RefSeq, a predicted model, not a curated record
UAGUAGGCUGAUUUCUAAAUCACAAGCCAGUUUGAUAUAAACAAAUCUUGGAGACAUGGCCAAACCGUUUUCUUUGACCGAGGAGAAGCUAGAUGACCUAUUUGUGCAGGAGGUUGUCAGUGUGGUUAAACUGGUGGACAUGUUGCCCGAUAAAGAUAACAUUGUGCCCACAUGCACCCGAUGGCUCAACAUCUUCCAGCAGUCGACGCCGAAGGAACGCUUUUCCAGAAACUAUAUGCUACUGCUCCUUCAUAAACAACUCAAUGAUCACAAAUCUUUGGGCUAUCCAUUUACGUGGCCGGGCAGUUUCCAGAUGGAUUUGCGCACUCUUCACCAAAUGAGCCUAAAACCGAAUCCCGCAAACGGAAAAGAUGUUGUAGACUGCAAAUGUGAUGAAAGUUUGAAUGAGGAGGAACUGUCUUCUUUUAGUUCAUGCGAGAAUAUAGUGGAGGCCAAUCGUAGGUUGGUCAAAGAAAACACUGCACUGUCCAAGGAGUCGAAGGAGCUUCAAUGUCUGAUCGAUAAGUUGCAGGUGAAACAAGCGGCGGACAAACAUGCCAUUAAAAGGAUAAAUGAUGAGAUUUACAUGCUGGACAAGGAGAACCGAUAUAUGAAGCGAAUUUUCGCCUGCUCCUCAAUCACAGCCCUAAAAAAGCUAUGCAAUGGACAGGAUCCGGGGAUGUUUUUCGACACCAUGUUCAGGGUUCUCUGCGAAGACGUAUCCGACCAUCAGCAGGUUCAGCACUUUAACGAACUCUUCAAAAUUUUGCUGCAUGCCCACAUGGAUCACUACCGGCGGCAGCAGCGUGCUCCUCUGAUGGAGGAGGCAAGCCAAAGUUUCGACAAUCUGAAGGCCAAGGUGAGCAAGAGAUACAAAAAUGUGUUGGGCAUGAAAUUGGAUGCCGAAAGCCACGAGCUCACCCUCAGUGCCAUGAGAUACCUGACCGUCCUGCGGAAACUGUUCUAUGCCACCUUUGAGGGCAAAGCUAGCACCAAGAAGGCUGCACUCAAGUUCCUGCAGCACAACUACGAGCUUAUGAGCGAGAUGUUGUAGGAUGGAUUCACUCACCUGGGAAUCAGCCGUUCGCAUUGCAGAAUGUGCUCCAAAUUCAGGACUUGAUCUACAAUUUUAAAG